CUUGACGUCCGGAGCCCCUGGAGUAGGCGCUUCCGGCCAUUCAUACUGCAGUCGGUCAGUGUUCGGUUGAAGGAUUCUGUGUGCUGUCGGACCCAGAGGGUGACGGCGCCGCUAGGAUGAAGCUCGUGAGAUUUUUGAUGAAAUUGAGUCAUGAAACUGUAACCAUUGAAUUGAAGAACGGAACACAGGUCCAUGGAACAAUCACAGGUGUGGAUGUCAGCAUGAAUACACAUCUUAAAGCUGUGAAAAUGACCCUGAAGAACAGAGAACCUGUACAGCUGGAAACGCUGAGUAUUCGAGGAAAUAACAUUCGGUAUUUUAUUCUACCAGACAGUUUACCUCUGGAUACACUACUUGUGGAUGUUGAACCUAAGGUGAAAUCUAAGAAAAGGGAAGCUGUUGCAGGAAGAGGCAGAGGAAGAGGAAGAGGAAGAGGACGUGGCCGUGGCAGAGGAAGAGGGGGUCCUAGGCGAUAAUGUCUCUCAAGAUUUCAAAGUCAUAUGAGAUUUGGGAUAUUUUUUGUACAGGUUGUGUUUGUUUAUGUCAGUUUUUAAUAAACAUAAAUGUGGGACAGAGCUGUCUAUUUAGUAUAUCAAAGUUUUAGUAGUUUCCUCCACAUUCACGAAAUUACCACAGUGAGAGCUAAGCAUUUCUACUGGGCAGUUUCAUUUUUAGUUGAUCAGGUUUUAAGUUUUUGAACUAAAAUUUUUCUUUUUCUUUUUAUGAUGAAUAAGGUUAAAAUAAAAGCCUUAGACAAAUUAAAUUUGGCAGAGUUUAAUUGAGCAAAGGACAAUUCACAAAUCAGGUAGCCCCUGAACCAUAAUAGGCUCAGAGGCUUCAGCCCAGCUGCAUAGUUGAAGAUUUAUGGACAGAAGGAAAGUGAUGUAUGGAAAAUGGAAGUGAGAUACAGCAACAGCCGGAUUAGUUACAGUUCAGCGUUUGCCUUAUUUGAAUAUGGUUUGAACAGUUCGCUGUCUUUGGUUGGCUGAAACUUAGUGAUUGCCACAAGAGUAGGGUACCGUCUGUUUACACGUCCAGUUAGGCUACAGUUCUAUGUACUGAGAAACCUUUAAGCUGAACUUGAGAUAUGUAAAGAGACUUUAGGCUAAACUUAACAAUAUAUAUAGGAUAUAUACCCUUCUACUUCACAUGCACUGAAUAUGCAUUUUAUUGCUUUACUCUUCAUUCUGUGGCACCUACCCACAGGGGAAGUAAGAAGUUUGUUUUGGUAUUUCGGAAACUAAAGUCCUUAUGGGAUGGGGUCUAGAAUUGAUUCUCCUUUCCUGAGUUUUACUCCACGGAGUCUUAGGUACCUGGUAAAAAGUUGUCUUCUAAAUUAAGGGUCAUUGCUUUGUUGUCUAGCUGCUAAUGUCUUACUUUUGUUUCUUUUGCUUUUUAAUCAGUUCUUAAUAGGAUAUAGUUUUAUGUUUUCCAAGUUAUAACUUGGAGUUAAUGGUCACUAGAUUAUCAGUUAUGAGCAGUGUUAAAAUCUCCUAUUAAUGUGUAAUGUACCUGUCAGUGCCUCCUUUAUUAAGGGGUUCUUUGAGAAUAAAAGAGAAAAGACCUACUUUAUUUGACAGCAAAACUGUUCUAAUUGUUAAUAAGGACUUUUAAAAAUUGUUUUUGAUUUGCUAAGCUCAGAAAAAAUGUCUCUCAGUGCAUCAGUUCUUUGUAAAGCUUACUACGAAGUAUUUAUAUGCUAAGGAAAACAACUGAGGAUGUGGGUGGCUUAAAUCUGUAUUUUCAUCAUGUAUGUGAGUUUUUUUUUUUUUAAGUAAAGAAAUUUUCUGCAAAGAUCGUUACCUUAAAAAAGUUUAGCCUGGGUGUGGUGGCUCACGCCUGUAAUCCCAGCACUUUGGGAGGCCGAGGCAGGUGGAUCACGAGGUCAGGAGUUGAAGACCAGCUUGGCCAAGAGGGUGAAACCCCAUUUCUACUAAAAAUACAAAAGUUAGCCAGGUGCAGUGACAGGCGCCUGUAAUCCCAGCUACUCAUGAGGCCGAGGCAGGAGAAUUGCUUGAACCCAGGAGGCGGAGGUUGCAGUGAGCCGAGAUUGUGCCACUGCACUCCAGCCUGGGCGAUGGAGUGAGACUACGUCUCAAAAAAAAAUCGAGAGAGAGAUAUAUAUAUGUAUUUAUAUAUAUAUGUAUUUAUACUAAUAUAUAAAUAUAUACUAAUAGAUAUAUUAGUAUACAUGUAGAAUGUACCUGUCAUAUAUAUUAGAUAUAUAAAUGUAUAUAUUGGUAUAAAUAAAUACUAGAUAUAUAUUUUUUUAAGUAUCUUACCUCAUCAAGUAAAUUCAAAUGCUUUUUGAUUUUUCCACAGUUGAUAAUUUUUUUUUGUAAGUCAUUGAAGUUAUAUAGUAAUUAGCGUUUUUUCCCCCACAAAUUAUUGGCAGUGGUCACCCAGUUGUAUUACAGGUUCUAUGAUCCAAAAAGGGAUGUAUGAAAUUCAUGAUGAUUAAGACAAUUUUUUCUUUCUUUCUUUUGAGACAGAGUCUUGCUGUGUCACCCAGGCUGGAGUGCAGUGGUGCGAUCUUGGCUCACUGCAACCUCUGCGUCCCGGGUUCAAGAGAUUAUUGUGCCUCAGCCUCCAGAGUAGCUGGGAUUAUAAGCGUGCGCCACCACACCCAGCUAAUUUUUUUGUAUUUUUAGUAGAGACGGGGUUUCACCAUGUUGGCCAGACUUAAGACAAUUCUUUAAUAGUAAAUAUAUUAAAGGUGAGUUGGCUUGACAAGAUACAACCAAUAUGUAAUUUUUCUCCACACGUUUUUUUUUUUUUUUUUUUUUUUUUUCUGGAGACAGUCUUGCUCUGUUGCCCAGGCUGGAGUACAGUGGCGCGAUCUUGGCUCACUGCAAGCUCUGCCUCCCGGGUUCAGGCCAUUCUCCUGCCUCAGCCUCCCGAGUAGCUGGGACUACAGGUGCCUGCCACCACACCCAGCUAAUUUUUUGUCUUUUUAGUAGAGACGGGGUUUCACUGUGUUAGGAUGGUCUCGUUCUCCUGACCUCAUGAUCUGCACGAGGCCUCCCAAUGUGCUGGGAUUACAGGCGUGAGCCACCGUGCGUCCCCGGCCUAUACCUUUCAUUAAUUAAUAAGCUGGGGGAAUAAAUAACUGGAUUUCAUUCUUUUCCAUCUUCUGACCUGUUGGUGCUCCUAUUGCUUGUAUCCAAGUAGAAGGCAAAAGGCAAGAGACCCCUGUAAUGCAGCAAGUGGAGAGAUUUGUUGAAGGGGUCAAACAAAACCCUGCAAGAGUAGGAAAUAAACAGUUGGCUCCUGUCCUCGUGGAGCUUAUAGACAGAAGCAGAUAACAAAUAAAAAUUGGAGCUUAGUGCCGUGGUGCACACUUGUAGUCCCUGCUACUGGGGAGGCUAAGGCAAGAGGAUCGCUAUAGCCUGGGAAUUUGAAGCUGUAGCGUGCUAUGAUUGCAAGCAGCCUGGGUAACCUAGUGAGACCUGGCUCUUAAAUUUAAAAUUUAAAUGAAAAUGGCCACUUAGCAUAAGAGAUCUAAAAUUACGUUUUGUCCUGGCAUGGUGGCUCAUGCCUGUGACCUCAGCACUUUGGGAGGCCGAGAUGGGCGAAUCACUUGAGGUCAGGAGUUCGAGACCAGCCUGGGUAACAUGGUGAAACCCUGUCUACUGAAAAUACAAAAAUUAGCUUGGUGUGGUGGCGGGUGCCUGUAAUCUCAGUUACUCAGGAGGCUUAGGCAGGAGAAUCACUUGAACCCUGGAGGCAGAGGUUGCAGUGAGCUGAGAUCACACCACUGCACUUCAGCCUGAGUGACAGAGCGAGACUGUUUCAAAAAAAAAAAAAAAAUUUGUUUUGAGAGUUUUUGUGUCUAGGAUGUUUGCAGUGUGAAGCCAGUCUAGUAACAGUUUAAAUGUAAUAAUAAAUCACAGUGGGUACUAGAUUGAGUUUAUUCCACUAGAGGUCAUUAUUUCAUUUCCAUGUGAAAGGGCUAAAAUUGGGUGAAGAAAAAGCUAUUUGAACUGAUUACCAUCAUUUGCUAUAAAGGAAGCAUUAUAGUAUGAAUAGAAAACAGACUAGAGUUUAACAUGCUUCUCUUGACCCCUCUUCACCACCCCCUAAAAGGCAGAUGGGAUCUUAGGACUGCAGCAUUUUGUACACAUCUGAUAUUUAAUGAGAUGUUACAUAUGAACUUUAGUUUUUUUUCUUUUCUUUUCUUUUCUUUUCUUUUCUUUUUUUUUUUUUGAGACAGAGUCUAGCUCUGUCACCCAGGCUGGAGUGCAGUGGUGCAAUCUCGGCUCACUGCAAACUCUGCCUCCCGGGUUCACGCCAUUCUCCUGCCUCAGCCUCCUGAGUAGCUGAGACUACAGGUGCCCACCACUAUGCCCGGCUAAUGUUUUGUACUUUUAGUAGAGACGGGGUUUCACUGUGUUAGCCAGGAUGGUCUGAAUCUCCUGACCUCGUGAUUCGCCCGCCUCGGCCUCCCAAAGUGCUGGGAUUACAGGCGUGAGCCACCGCGUCCGGCCGAACAUUAGUUUUUAAAGAAAUGUAUUAUGAAUAUAGAUAGAAAACCCAAAGUGAAGGAAUAGAAAAUGAAAUAUCAGUUUCUUUUAAUCUAUCAUAAUUAUGUGAGCAUAACUUAGUAUUUUGAAAUAGAUUAAUGUAGUCAGCAAACAAUUCAUGUAUUACCUAUAAUAGAUAUCAUACAUAUAACAUUUAAUAACAUACAGUUCUUGUUCCUGAAGACUUAACCUAGAAAAUAACUCCAUAACAAGAAGAAUCUCUGUCAUAAUAAACCAACAGCAGACAUUUUCUAAAGGCAUUAAAAGUAUAUCUGAUACUGGCCUUUAUUAAUGUGAAAUUCUUGUGGAUCUGUGAAAUAAAGAGGAGUACUUUC
This is a messenger RNA of Homo sapiens (human), 4858 nucleotides long. RefSeq names its product small nuclear ribonucleoprotein D1 polypeptide (gene SNRPD1). Gene Ontology annotation, molecular function: U1 snRNP binding; RNA binding. Gene Ontology annotation, biological process: spliceosomal snRNP assembly; RNA processing. Bases 117 to 476 code for a protein of 119 amino acids. The transcript has 4 exons. Gene Ontology annotation, cellular component: nucleus; cytosol; U1 snRNP. The record is from RefSeq and is marked reviewed. NCBI's taxonomy places the organism in Eukaryota, Metazoa, Chordata, Mammalia, Primates, Hominidae.